GCCGCGUCCCCUCCAAGCGUGAGAAGAUGGCGGCGGCGGCGGCGGGCCCGGGCGGCCGGGCCGCGUUAGGACGAGGGCGGCGGCGACCGGCAGGGAGACCGGGGCCGGCGGAGAAGCCCGAGGAUGAAGCGAUGGCGGCGGAGGAGGCUGUGGCGGAGUGCCCGGCGUGCCGCCAAGCGCUGGCGGAGGCGGUGACGCCGCCCUGCCGCCACUCGCUGUGCCUCGCCUGCUUCCAGCGCUGCCUGCAGGGCCCCGGGAACCGUUGCCCGUUGUGCCGGGGCCGCCUCGCCGCCGCCGGUGGCACCGGAGGAGGAGGAGGAGGUGGAGGAGGAAGCGGAGGGGGGGAGCAGCAGCAGCAACGGGCACCGGACCCAGAUUUCAUAUUCCGAGCGCCCAUUAAGCUGAGCAAGCCGGGGGAGCUUCGGGAAGAAUACGAAAGCCAGCUGAGGAAGAUGAGGGAAGAAAAACUACAAGAAGAAAAAGCUUCGGAGGAGCUGAUCCCCAGGCUCGUGCUGGAUGAUACGGAAAUAGGGAAAAGAAAAACGGAAGAGCAGCAGAAAAAAGACGAAUCCGUGGUGCUCAAAGCGAGCCAGGAGUGUUUUCCCGAACGCCUCUCGGAUUCGGAGAAUGAAGAACCCUUCCAGGGCAAGCAACCGCAUCGCUCGGCUUUCGUGUCCAAGACCAGUGCCUACUCCUUUGCCUUCCUUUCAGGGAACCUCACCUCCAAGGUGGAGAGGAGUCGAAGCUGCACGGACACCAUCCAGGAGAGAUCGAAGAGCAGGCAGAGAUCAACCCCAGCCAGCAAAACAAAGGUUCCCCCCAUCACCAGCGCCUCGACGCCUCUGCUGGGCGUUUUGUCGUCCACCCAAAACCACCGCUGCCUCUCCGCCCCCGACCUGACGGCCGAGAAGCGCCCGGUGCUCAGCGCCGCCUCCUCCCUCCCCGCCCUGCACAAACCCGAGCGCUCCAUCAGCCCCGAGAGCAACGACAGCAUCUCGGAGGAGCUCAACCACUUCAAACCCAUCGUCUGUUCCCCUUGCACUCCUCCCAAAAGGCUCCCGGACGGCCGGGUCCUCAGCCCUCUCAUUAUUAAAUCCACCCCGAGGAAUCUCAGCCGCAGCCUGCAGAAGCCGACCACCUACGAGGCCAGCCCCAGGAUCCUGAAGAAGUGGGAGCAGAUUUUCCAGGAGCGCCAGGUGAAAAAGACUCUUUCCAACAAAGCCACCCUCACGUCCUCGGCUUCGGAGCCCGGGGAGGACCCCACGGGUCCCGAUGGCACCAACCCGUGCCACCGAGAGCCGCCAGCGCUGCAGGAUGAGCAGCUCCCCCCCGAUCCAUCCGGAGGUCCUCGCCCCGAGCUGGAUUUCUUCCCCUCCAUCAGCCAAACGACGCCGGGCAGAGGGAGCGAGAAACCCAGAGAUCCCCAAGCCUUACCGACAAGCGACAGCCUCGCCUCCCUCCACCCUCGCCUGCCCGAAGCCCCCGACCCCAAAAUGAAAGCAUCAAUGGAGAAAUCCUCCCUGCCCCUCGGCCCCAAAACCCUGAGCAGAAGGCUCGUGGGGGUGAGCGCCGCGCUGCCCGACGGCGGCGCCCUGCCCGUCCCCGUCAAGCCUGCGGGGAAAAAACAGCUGAAAUAUCUGAGCGGCGGCGAGCAGAUCCACGUGAAGAACAGCUCCUUCGAGGGCAUCAUCGGCGAGCAGCCGCCGGGGCUGCGCCGAGGGAGGAAAAGGCGCUGCAAAACGAAGCACCUGGAGCACAACGGCACCGUCAAGAGACUGCGGCACGCGGCGGGGGACGCCGGUUUGGCCCCGGACGAGAGGCUGGUGAGGGAGGUGGAGCAGAAACUCCAGCAGGAGGAGGAGGACAGGAGGCUGGCCCUGCACCUGCAGAGGAUUUUCGACAGCGAGAACAGGACGGUGGAGAGGAGGAAAGUCCGGGUGGACCGCUACCUGCUGCGCUCCAAGAGCAGCACGCUGGGCGCCAAGUAGAGGAGCGCCGCCGGGCGACGUUGCCUUUUCUUAGAGGACGAUGAGGUUUUUGGGGUUGUCUUAGAGGAAAGCUAUUUUUUUGUCAUGCUUCCACCCACGCUGUUGUUUUGUUUCUGUUUUUGUUUUUUUGUUUUGGUUUUGUUUUGUUUUGUUUUUUUUUCGGUUUUUGGUGGCGAGGCAUUUGGAGGUCCAGUUCGGAGAGACGCCGGAGUCCUUACAGAUUUCCAAGAAAAAGGGGGAAAAAAAGAAAAAAACACAAAAACUCCUCCAGCCUUGGCUGGUCCAUGGGUCUGAAAGAGGUCCCUCAGCCCCCCCGAACACACUGCAAGGCGGGUGCCUGUGGGGUUCCCCUAACAAGAAGGGUUUUAUGGGCAGCCCCCGGGGUCCUGGGUCCUCGGCAGGGAGCAGGGGUUGGACCAGACGGACCCAGAGGUGCCUCCAGCCUCAGCCUCUGGGCGAAUUUUUGAGGUUAUUAUUUAUGUUUUGAGGUUUUUGAGGUUUUUCUCACACCAAGGACCUCAUCCAGGCGUUGCCUCUCCAUCUCGGUGUGCCGGGAGCACCCGGAGCUCAGCUCGUGGGGAGGAAAGGAGGUCCUGGGAGGAGCGAGCUCCUCUCCACCUACCCCUUUCUCCUGAUGCUGCGGUGCUCAGAUUUAAUAUUAGCAGAAUAUUCUUGCAUCCUGGCUGGAUUUAAGCUUAAACCAGGCGGGCAUUUGGCGAGGGAGGCCGUGCUUUGUGCUGCUGUAGUGGUGACGGAUGAAGGCGCCUCGCUGGCUGCACAAGCCGAGAUCGCUUCAUCGAGUAGGAGGCCAAAAUGUAGCAGAGAAAGGAGGUAAAAUCAGGAUUUUACAGGGCAUUUUAUGGUCGUGGUGAUGAGCAGGAAGCUUGAGCUCGUGCAGCUUUUCUCCCAGGGUUUCUUCCCCUUCCUGCUAAGGGAUCCAAGGGGGAAGGAAGGGAGGAGAAAGGAAGGGGGACGCUGGCCCUAAGGAGGAGGUGGUGGGUGCCCUGCAGGCUCUCGGCACCCCAAGCCCUCUCCCAGCACCCAACGAGUUCCUGGCAGGGGUUUUGGGGUGAAAUCUGCCCUCCCCGUGCCCCGAGCUUGCCACCCACAGGUUGGAACCACUACGAGAGCUCAGGCGAGCGAUACACUACAGAUUUCCACCUCGGGGCACGAGGUCGGGCACGUCCCUACCCAGACGUGGCCUCUGGUUGCAGCCGUCCUCCGGGCUCUGCUUCCUUUCACCUCUCUUCCCCUUCCUUUGGGGUGAUUCCUUGGGUUAUUUUGGGGAAUCGGGCUCUAAAAGUGCUUGCAGUGUGUUCGCUGGGGACCCUCGGUGCCAGGGGACAAGGGACAUUCAUGGAACCGAAGCAUGGAUUGAACGCCCCGUGUCCACGGCAUGAAAAUUAUCCUUGCCCAAAUUCCUCCCAAAUUUAUCUUAAAAACGGCCCGAUUUCUCCCUUUUUUUUAAAAAAAAAAAAAGGGAACUGGUUUUGUUUUUCUCUCCCAGCACGCUCGUGGUAACUGCAAGGACCCUGGCGCGUUUUCCUCCUCAAACUGGAUUUUUUUUUUAAAAAGAAAAAAAAGAAAAAAAGAAAUCUUAUAUUUUAAUGGAUAAAAUUUAUAUAUUUUAAAUACUAUAUUUCAACAGAUCGACACUUUGGUUUUGAGAAAUCUUAUAGCAAGGAUUCCGUAAUAUAUAUCUCUAUCUAUAUAAACCUGUUAUCUCCUUACACACAAACUACUGGAUGGCCGAAACCGAACCCAGCCCGGGUCGCUGCCCCCCUCGCACGGUGCUGCCUCGUCCUGCGCGGCUCUUCGGACUCCACCCGAAUCCUGCUCACGUACCCGGAGGUAAAUUGGGAGAAAACGGAGUCGUGAGAGCCCGGCUGGACCUAGGAGAGCGGCGCGGAGACGAGGAGCCGUGGCCCGAAUUCGCCCUCUGCAGCGGUUUCCGAAGAACGAGCUCAGGAUGCAAACCCACAGCUUUUACCCAGAAUUUUUUAAUUUUUUCUCCCCCCUGCUAUUUUAACUUAAAGCGUGCACUUCCUGAGUUCAGCCAGGUUUAUUAUCAAUCAUACAAAUCCCCUGGGCUCUGCCCUUUGCCUGCGGUUAAUCCCUUGAGCCCCGAGCAGCCUUCCCUCGACGGUUUUUCUCCUUUCUGGCUGUGCUGGUUCCCUCCGUGCCGGUGCUGCCAGCGCUCUCUGAGCAAGCCUGCACAACCCAAACUACGUUUACAAGGGGGGUUACACGCUGAAUGUAUCCUUUCCCCCUCCUAAAAACAAUUUUGAAGUCCAAUGCACCAGGCCAGUGUCUUUAAAUAUCUUUUUUUUUUAAAAAAAAGGAAAAAGGUUAUAUAAAUAUUUAGGGUUUUUUUUAUGUUCAUUUUCUUGACCUCUCGCGGAGCUCUGUGCCUGCAGGAUCCCAGCCUGCUGACUUCAGCCUUCGGAGAAAACCACGGCUCGAUGGCAGCUGCUUAAAGGUGGAGGCAGAGGCUGUGCCAAGGUCCCGCUCCCAAAUCCAGCUCCCGGCGAGCUGCUGGCCUCGAAUCCCCCCCCCCACAUCGCUGCCAGCUUCGGGGAUUCGGGGUGGUUUGAAGCGACGACGAAUGUCUUCAUUUAACGCCGUGUGAGGUCGUUGGAGCUUGCACAAAAAAAAAUAAUAAAAUAAACAAAGAAUUGUACAUAACUUCGUGUGAAAGCGCAGAGAUUCCCAGCCUCGCGCACCGCAACGGGCAGGCGCUUCCUUUGCGUGCCAUCCGAGAAGCGAAAUAUUUCUUGCUGGAUGCAGCUCAGGAUCUGCAGAGGCCCCUGAGAUGACACCGAGGGUUUCUGGAUGCUCGCUGGGCAGCAGUUUCUCACCCUCCUCCUUCCUGCAGCCGCCUUCUCGCCGGGACAGAGCCGUCCUCGCCGGUUGCGCGUCCUCCCACCACGUGGAGCUGUCCUCAAUAUCCCACUCCAAUAUCCUAGGAGCAAAACCAGGGCAAAAGCUGGCUCGAGGCACCCCCCCGGGGCUCGAGGCACCUCCCCGAGACCCGAGGGGGCGAUAACCCGGUGGCCAAAUCUGCCAAAAACACCACCAGACUCCGCAAAGCGCCUCUGGAGAGCUCCACACCACCCUUAAAAUUUCAUGCUCGGAGGCGGCGAGGACAGCCACGCGAAGGAAAAGUGCCAAAAAAAAAAAAAGGCUCCCAGGAGAUGAUUGUAUGACGUUGUUCUAUAGGCUCAGUAUUUAUUUUUUUAACUCCACCCGCUCUUGGACACGCAGCGCGCCGUAGCUGCUCAACAAAAAGCCUUCCCCUCGCUCCUUUUCGGGGCUCGGAGGGAUUGCUCCUCGCUCGGUGAAGCUGGGCGGUGGCAGCAAGCUCCAGGCGUGGUGCAGCUCUGAUAAAAACAGUGCAAAGCUCCUAAAAAACCUUUUCCCCUCACCUUUUCAAGCACGGCCAAGCAUCCGACGGCUCUCGAAUUAGCUCCUCACUAUGCAAACAGGGAAAUCUUCGACUGCUGACCAAGGGGGAGGAGGGGGGGUUGCGUCUGCCUGGUUUUUCUCGGUGUUUCCUGUCAAACUGUUAAAAAAAUAACAAAAAACAAAGCUAGAUGUUGCUGCACUUCUCUCCCACCACGCUUGCAAUCGUCGUGCUUUGGUGUUCUCAGCUCGCCGUCGGGAACGCCGCUGCGGUAAAAGACUGCGGUCGUUUUUUGGGGUCUCAGCUGAAUCCCCCCCCCUCCCCGUGGCUUCCCCCGAAUGUUUUAAGAGUUACCGGGAGGCCGUUCACUUGCAUGUGUAAAACGUGGGUGCGAAACGCCACGCGGGCGGCGUCGUGGCUUCCGUGGCGUGGAGCGGAGCGAAUCCUGCUCGCGGGCGUGCAGAGCAGCCCCGUGGACUCGAAGCUGCAGGACGGAGGCGGAGGUUGAAACGGAAUAAAAAGCAGGUUGUGAGAGCGA
Anas platyrhynchos (mallard) is the source of this 5929-nucleotide messenger RNA. RefSeq names its product ring finger protein 169 (gene RNF169). The record is from RefSeq and is a predicted model, not a curated record. Gene Ontology annotation, biological process: double-strand break repair. Lineage: Eukaryota; Metazoa; Chordata; Aves; Anseriformes; Anatidae. Gene Ontology annotation, molecular function: nucleosome binding; metal ion binding; ubiquitin-protein transferase activity. Gene Ontology annotation, cellular component: nucleus; site of double-strand break.